AUUCGAGCCGGGUUAAGCCGUGCUGUCAGAUCGCGCACACUUGAAAUAAGCUCUCUUUCCUCUUGAUCGUCGACGCGACCGGACGUGCUUAUCGUGUGAGCAACAUCUGCGCUUUUUUUGGUGAUCAUUUUGGGAAAAACCCUCGCGUGCAUCGACAAACCACCGCAAAACUUUGUCCGACCGUCUCUUCUAUUAGUGCGGACCCGAACCAGGCUCUGAAGUGGAUCCGAACCAGACCGUGUGUGGCCUCAUAUAACGUAAAAAAAUCCAAUAUGGCGACCUUUCAAGUUCUAAGACACCACCUCUCUAUUUGAUACGGCAUUGACGUUCGCAAGUGCGUAAUAACAGGAAUGAUCAUGUGCUACCAAUUAUCACCAUCAUCAUCAGAUGCAGAUAGGCAACAACAGCAGCAUCCGGUACAUCAUGUACCGCCGGUGCAAGUACCUCGAAAAUUGUCCUUCUUUCUCUGCGUUGGUCCUUCUGCUAGCACGCGUGCUAGACAAGGGGCUAGUUGAGGCACGUUCACUAAUUUUAGAAACCGAAAUGAGUUCUUCAAGUAGAAGAUGGAUCGUUGCUAUGCUUUUGCUCGUUUGCCUACAAUCACCACUAACAACUGCCUCGCUUUUGGAAUAUAUUUGGCCUGCGCAGGGGGACACGGGUAAGCAAUUGGUAGCAGGAUUAGGUAGGUAAGCUGCUUUCAAUAAUGUCCCUUUCCAGGCGAUCAAUCGACGGCGAUCGAUACUUUUCCGGGAGUACCGUAUGAGCUGAGGAAGAGUUCAUACGGGAAGCAUCGAAAUGGAUCGGAAUGACGCUGUCCAAACUGGAUCUCUGUCAUCAUCGGAUCGUGUUGAAGCUGAAGAAAUCCUGCCACGAACUGAACGGAGAGCAAAUGGGGAAGUUGGCGGUGAUGCUGCUCAACUGUCAGUCCGAUUCCGAGGGCCGGCCUCUGUUUCCAUGCACGGAUGAGAUGUCGUUGCGCCAGUGCAGGGAACGGAUGGAUUCUGAUACGUGGAACGCCUAUCAUCUGAUCACGAACCGUGCCAAAGCAGUAUGUGCGAGCGUACGGCAUGAACAGUUUCGUGGAUUAACGGAGCUCACGGUGAAUAAGUUGAUGAGCACGGCCCACGAGCUGCUGCGGAUGAUGGGUGAGCUAGCGGACAGUCAACAGAAGCUGCAGAGCGUUACUCGGGAAGCUAUCGACGAGAUGGUGGGCAACAACGAGUGCAUUAUGCACCAGCAAGUUGACAUCAUGAAACUGUCCGAGGUGCAUCGGGCAAAGGUCGAGUCCAAUUUCUGCGAACUGGUGCGCGAGAAAAGUUUAAUCCGAGCCGGGCAGCAGGAGGUGGCCGUAUUGUUGACAGAUUUGCGCGCUCGGAUCGAUGGUAGCAUGAGGCAGCUAGAGCAACAGCCCAAGCGCAGCAAGGUAAACCACGAUUCCCUGUUGACCGAUCUAGAGCGUUUGCAGGCAAACGCAGCCGCCAUCGCGACCAAGAUUGAUGAAACCGGGAUUCAUUUUGUCGAGCAUCACCGUGUGGCAGAGCAGCAAUACCGCUACACGUUGGAGCAGUUGUAGCGUAUCAACGCAACCGUUGCUAAUGUGCUACAAUCUUUGGGCAGUGUACGAGACGAUUUCAACCGGCAGCUAGCAUGGUUUGCGGAGAAGAUUAGUGGCGGUGAGAAUGCACUCCAGAAGGCGUACAUCAUCUUACUGCACUUUAGCUUUCUGCUUGUCGGAAUGAUCUGUCUAGCCUUCGUUAGGGCAGAUAAACUGUUGCGUAUUGCACUAAUCGUGGCCGUUCCUUGCAAUAUGAUUGGAGGACUGUUGGAUUUGUUUCAACCGGAUAUUUCGCGGCUGUUCAUUGCGCUGGGUUGUAUAGCCUUCAUAGUUCAUAAUAAAUCCUAGUUUUUUAAAAUUAAAA
Molecule: messenger RNA, 1919 nt
Organism: Anopheles darlingi
Lineage: Eukaryota; Metazoa; Arthropoda; Insecta; Diptera; Culicidae
Product: protein brambleberry-like
Exons: 3
Coding region: 806-1573 (255 amino acids)
Source: RefSeq, a predicted model, not a curated record